This is a messenger RNA of Setaria italica (foxtail millet), 4365 nucleotides long. Its product is annotated as lysine-specific demethylase JMJ25. Gene Ontology annotation, molecular function: histone H3K9 demethylase activity; chromatin DNA binding; transcription coregulator activity. The record is from RefSeq and is a predicted model, not a curated record. NCBI's taxonomy places the organism in Eukaryota, Viridiplantae, Streptophyta, Magnoliopsida, Poales, Poaceae. Bases 1307 to 3976 code for a protein of 889 amino acids. Gene Ontology annotation, cellular component: histone deacetylase complex; chromatin. Gene Ontology annotation, biological process: regulation of transcription by RNA polymerase II. The transcript has 15 exons.
UUGUUUUCUCGGGAUUUACGUCGUUCCCGCGUGUCUCUCCUAGUGUUGUUACUGUUGUUUGCCGCCUAGAUUUUCAGUCGUGUCGUGCGCGGGGAUAUGAACUAAAAGAACAUCACUUUUUGGUUGGGAGCGUGAAAAUCUUUAAGAAGCCAUUCUAUCAUUUCUUACGAUUUUUCCAUGUUUCCUUUUAUGAAUGAUCUGCCAGUAACAAAGAUGACCAUUUUGUUUUGGGGAAUCGAGUAUUGUUCAGUCACUUGAGCAAUUUUUCUGAAGACUCUUUGAUGUACUGUCAGAUGCACAGGGAAAGAAAAAAAAAGGGAACCUGUGUGCCACAUUUUGCCAUUUCUGUCUUUUCUUAUGAUCCGCUGUUUCCUACUAGAUGUAUGAUUUGCCAGUUAAACUCAGAUAAUGAAAGAUGACAUUUUUUUGAUCGAGCAACAGCUGAGUAUUCUUCAGUCACCUGACGGAUUUUUGUGAAAAUUCUUUGCUGUACUUCCGAUGCAUACUAAAGGAAAGAAAAAUCGUUUAACAUUGGCAUACUUCCUUGUUCCUUCCUCCCCAUGCUCCAUUGGCAUAGUAGCAUUAAUUCUUCUACCACAUGGUUGCGUUUUUACUUCGUAUGUAUGUUGAUGUUGUAGCAUCUUGUGUCCUAUUCUCUGAAAUACGUCUACUUGCCAUUGUAUUGAUUUUAUUCUUGUCGGGUGUUUAUGUUUUGAGGCAGUUGACUAAUUUCUGUUUUGUUUGAAACAUCCAAACACCUUGUCACAAGUUCAAGGUCCUGUUCCAAACGGUUUAAUACUUUGUUGGUUUUUUUUAUUUGCUUUAUGCUAAAGGAGCUUGUUUGCUUACUGUAAGUGUUUACUGUAACUAGCAACUGAGCAAGGAUCAGCGAGUUGUUUGUGAUUAGCUGAUUACUGUACCUUUUCUCUUGCGUAAAUGUUCCCUUGGCAUUUAGCAUCCCAUUUCUGUCAUCCAUUAGAAGAUUUACAGAAGAUAUUUUUCCUGAUAAUUUUGUUGCUGGGAGGGUACGAGUGACACGACAGUGAGUUGCUCGGCCUCUUGAGCUGCUCCAGGGGCGACUCAGGGGGCAACGACCCGCGCCGCCACAAGCCCCCCGCCAGCGAGCCUCCUCCCCGCUGCCCCCGCCCCUGGCUCCGGCGGUGGCGGGCUCCAAGCCACUGCAGCAGGCCCCUAGCACCCCUAUGGUGCUGAGACAGUUAGGGACAAGUUCUCAAAGAAUGGUGAGGUUAAACAGACUGGAAAGAAGCGGAAGAAAGGGGAUGCAGGGAAGUUUUCUGUUACAAAAAUGUUGAAGAGAGAGAAUGCAGAACAAAAGAAGGCUUCAUCCUCCAAGGAUAAAGAUUGCGACGAAAAAAAUAGGAAAGGGAAGAAGAUGUUGACUGGGGAGCAGGCCCUAAUGUGCCACCAGUGCCAGAGGAAUGAUAAAGGAAAGGUGAUCUGGUGUAAUGCAUGCAGGAAUAAGCGCUUCUGUGUGCCAUGCAUUGAACGAUGGUAUCCUGAUUUGUCAGAAGAUGAUUUUGCUGCAAAGUGCCCAUAUUGUCGCAAGAACUGUAAUUGCAAGGGAUGCCUACGAAUGCGAGGAGUUGAAGAGCCUCCAAAGAAGGAAAUUUCUGAAGGAAAUCAAAUCCGUUAUGCUUGUCAUGUUGUGCACUUGUUGCUUCCCUGGUUGAGAAAACUGCAACAGGAGCAGAUGGAGGAGAAGAAAUUAGAGGCUAAAAUAAAAGGUGUUUUGGUGAAUGAGGUGAAGUUGGAACAAGUUGAAUGUAAUCUAGACGAGCGUGCCUACUGCAAUAAUUGUAAAACUUCUAUAGUUGAUUUUCAUAGAAGCUGCAAGUGUUGCUUUUAUGAUUUGUGCCUUGCAUGCUGUGGGGAGAUCCGCAAAGGUGAGAUUCCUGGAGGAGAAGACAUAAAGAUGGUAACGCAUGAUGACUAUGAAAAUAGAGGCGAGGCUUAUGUUUUUGGUACUGCUUAUGAUGAGAAUACAAGGUUCUCUUUGAGAGGGCAUAGCUCAUCCCCAAACACUGAGCCUUCCAAUGGAAUGUGUUCUAGUGAAGGCCCAAAUAAAACUCUGCUACUGUGGAAAGCAGAAAGUGACGGUAGCAUACCUUGCCCACCGAAGGAGCUAGGAGGCUGUGGUGGUUCAGUUUUGGACCUCAAAUGCUCAUUCCCAGAGAAGAUGCUUUCUGAGCUAGAAGAACGAGCUGAAAAAAUUAUGAGGAGUGAAGUAUUUGCAAAAGCAGUAGCAGAAAGGAGUUAUCAGUGCCCUUGUUAUGACCAUUCAGGUAACAUAAGAACUCAGGAUGUGCGAGAGGCUGCAAAUAGGAAAGGCUCAAGUGAUAACCACCUCUACUGCCCAGUUGCCACUGGCAUCAAGGAGGGUGACUUGGUGCACUUUCAGAUGCAUUGGACAAAGGGUGAGCCAGUUAUUGUUUCUGAUGUUCUUCAGUUGACCUCUGGUCUCAGUUGGGAACCAUUAGUUAUGUGGCGGGCAUUGCGAGAGAAAAAGACUAAUGGCAACAUCGAAGAUGAGAACUUUGCUGUCAGGGCAAUAGAUUGCCUUGAUUGGAAUGAGGUGGAAAUUAAUAUACACAUGUUUUUUGUGGGAUAUACGCGAGGCAGAACUCACCCUACGACACACUGGCCUGAGAUGCUUAAGCUAAAGGACUGGCCGCCAUCUAGUUCAUUUGAUCAGAGAUUGCCUCGCCAUGGUGCAGAGUUUAUCAGCGCAUUGCCAUUUCCUGAAUACACUGAUCCUCGAUAUGGCCCACUAAAUCUUGCAGUCAAGCUUCCUGAUGGUGCCUUGAAGCCAGAUCUUGGACCAAAAACUUACAUCGCUUAUGGAUUUAACCAAGAGUUAGGCAGGGGUGAUUCUGUGACCAAGCUUCACUGUGACAUGUCUGACGCGGUAAAUAUUUUAACACACACAGCAGAAGUGCCUGAUGAGACCUAUCCACCUAAGAAGAUAGAGAAAAUCAGAAAGAAAAUGAAAGAACAAGAUCUUCAGGAACUUUACGGUGGAUUAGAAUCCAGCACUGAACAUAACCUACCACCAACUUCUACUGAUUCCCAGAAUAUAACUGUUGAUGAAACAACCAAGACCUCAUGUCAUGAUGGCUUGGACACCAAUGCUCUACCACCUAUUGAUACUGAAGGUGACGUUGAGGAUAAACCUCCAUCCCAUGAAUCUAAGGAGAGUGGAAAGCAUGAGAGAACUGGUGGUGCCUUGUGGGAUAUUUUCCGAAGAGAGGAUUCUGACAAGCUACAAGGUUAUCUUAAGAAACACGCCUCAGAAUUCCGGCACAUCCAUUGCAAUCCUGUAAAGCAGGUUAUUCACCCAAUUCAUGAUCAGACUUUCUACUUAACUGAGGAGCAUAAGAGAAAGCUCAAGGAGGAAUAUGGUGUUGAACCCUGGACAUUUGAGCAAAAGCUUGGUGAGGCGGUGUUCAUUCCUGCUGGAUGUGCUCACCAAGUCAGGAAUUUGAAGUCCUGCAUCAAGGUUGCGAUGGACUUUGUUUCCCCUGAAAACGUCGACGAGUGUAUCAAACUGACUGAAGAGUUUAGGCGGCUUCCAUCUGGCCACAGGGCUAAAGAAGAUAAACUGGAGAUUAAGAAGAUUGCUCUUCAUGCUCUGAACCAAGUUGUAAAUUUCUUGGAUGUUUCCUCUGACGGGUUGAAGAGUGGGGCUGGCCAGCCCAAGAAUAAAGAUGAAGCUGGAGCUGAAGCUGAAGCUGAAGAUGAGAAGAAGCCUAAAAGGAGGGGUGGUCACCAAAGGCGCAAGGUGAAGAGCGAAGGCAGGUCCCAUGACAAAGCUGUUGAUAAGAAGCCCAAAGGGCAGGGCGGUCGCCGAAGAGGUGAGCUGAAGAGCAAAGAUGUGAAGGCCAACGGCAACGCUGCUGUUGAGAAGCCUCCUAAAAGGCGGAGCGGUCACUUGAAAGGCUCCGGCGACAGCAGGUGACUGAUGGGUUAGUUUGACAGGGAAGUUGGUCGGCGUUGUUGUUGUAGGCCGACCGGGAAGUGGUCAUUUUAGAAGAAGGUUGUAGUCUAGACUGCCAAGGCAUUGGUCACCCCCUGACGCCAUUUCGGCGUGUGGCUUUUGUUCAUAUGUGGUGAUGCCGGCUGACACUAUUUUGGAAGAAUUGCGUUAGAAGCUAGAUGCCCGCUGUACAAGACUCUCGAUGUGGCGGGUGUGGUGGUAGGCUGUUCAGCGCAUGUAAUGCUGCUGCUGAUAAUUGGGUAGUACUUGACCUGAGUAGUACUGGUCACUCAAGACUCUUGUAUUAGAACAAAAGAUUCUGGUAUAUAUAGUUAUAUAUCCAGUCCAUGGAAUGAACCUUCUUUAGCUGA